GCAGCUCACCUUUUCUGAAGCAACUGGGGUAUAUAUAGAGUUCAGCAAUCUAGGUCAGUUACAAGAGGAAAUUAGUUCCAUACCUCUUAUAAAUAACACAAAUCAGAAAAAAAAAAUGAGAGCAAUUUCCCUCUUUCUUGUAAUUGUUUCUCUUGUUAUUUCCUCUAGAAUUGACCAGGAAUAUCCCCCACUUGACUCUCCCCCUCCAGAGCCAAAAUCAAGAUUUGCCAUGCUGGAUGACGUCAAGAUCUUGGCCAAUGGCCUCCUUCAGCUAGGACAUGGUCUCAAGGACUUUGUUCACAAGACGAAGAAUCAAAUUAAUGACAUAUUUCAAAAACUUAACAUAUUUGACAAGUCUUUUUACAAUCUUUCACUACAAGCCAACGAGAUCAAGGAAGAAGAAAGAGAGCUUCGCAAAACAACCUUAAAUCUUCAAGCCAAAAACGAAGAAAUGAAAAAUUUGUCACUUGAACUGAAUUCAAAGCUCGAAGACCUCUUAGAAGAAAAGAUGCAACUCCAGCAGAAAGUGAGGGUGUUAGAAGAGAAGCUAAUCACGUUAAAUCGCAGCCAACCCCAAGGCCAGGAAUAUCAAGAGGUGACUUUCCUUAAGACUUUUGUAGAGCAGCAAGAUCUCAGCAUCAAACAGCUUUUCCAAACGGUCCAAGAGCAGUACCAGCAGCUGACCAAGCAGCACAGCCAAAUCAAAGAGAUGGAAAACCAGCUAAGAAGGACAGGUUUUCAAGAAACCACAGACAAUUCACUUUCUUCAAAGCAAAGAGCGCCAAGGACCAUUCCUUCUCUACAGCUCAACGGAACAAAAUCUGAAGAACAUGAGGAUGGUCCAGCUGACUGCGCUGCCCUUUACGAUGGGGAUCUGCAUUUGAGCGGCAUUUACCCCAUCAAACCCAGCCAAUCUGAAGUCUUCAACGUCUACUGUGAAACGAAAUCAGGCAGCUCAUGGACAGUAAUUCAACACCGAAUGGAUGGAUCACAAAAUUUCAACGAAACCUGGGAGAACUAUCAGCAUGGUUUUGGGAGUCUUGAUGGAGAGUUUUGGCUGGGCCUAGAGAAGAUCUACUCCAUAGUUAAGCAAUCCAAUUACAUUUUACGAAUCGAGCUGGAAGAUUGGAAAGACAACCAGCGUUACAUUGAGUAUUCGUUCACCCUGGGGAGUAAAGAAACAGACUACACUCUGCACCUGUCGGAGAUUCUAGGCAACAUUCCCAACGCAAUCCCAGAACACAAAGACCUUGCUUUUUCGACUUGGGAUCAUAAUGCAAAGAACUAUCUGAACUGCCCAGAAAGCUACUCAGGCGGCUGGUGGUGGGACAACGUAUGUGGAGAAACCAACCUGAACGGCAAAUACAGCAAGGUGCCAUUGAAGGGCAAGCCAGAGAGGAGAAGGGGCCUGUACUGGAAGUCUCCCAAAGGAAGACUCUACGCCCUCAAGACAACCAAAAUGUUAAUUCACCCAACAGACCUGGAAAGCUUUGAAUGAGCACAGGCAAGCUUCCAAAAACCAAUAAACUGAACAUUAAACUCAA
Molecule: messenger RNA, 1544 nt
Organism: Vombatus ursinus (common wombat)
Lineage: Eukaryota; Metazoa; Chordata; Mammalia; Diprotodontia; Vombatidae
Gene: ANGPTL3
Product: angiopoietin like 3
Exons: 7
Coding region: 116-1498 (460 amino acids)
Biological process (GO): triglyceride homeostasis; phospholipid catabolic process; phospholipid homeostasis
Source: RefSeq, a predicted model, not a curated record